This is a messenger RNA of Drosophila eugracilis, 2912 nucleotides long. It is a transcript of the gene capt, whose product is annotated as adenylyl cyclase-associated protein 1. Gene Ontology annotation, molecular function: actin binding; adenylate cyclase binding. The coding region runs from base 157 to 2535 and encodes 792 amino acids. The record is from RefSeq and is a predicted model, not a curated record. Gene Ontology annotation, cellular component: cytoplasm. Gene Ontology annotation, biological process: cell morphogenesis; cytoskeleton organization; regulation of adenylate cyclase activity. Lineage: Eukaryota; Metazoa; Arthropoda; Insecta; Diptera; Drosophilidae. The transcript has 7 exons.
UGUUGCUGUUGCUGAUGUAUAGUGAUGUGAUGUCAGUGUUGUGACCGCCGCUUUAGAAAAAGAACUGGAAAUCCGAGAAUCUUAAAACGGAAAUUACAUAAUGUGCUUGAUUCGUAUUUAAAGUGUUGAAAACCGGAAAGAAAACCACCUGCAACAAUGUUCUCCUGCUGUCGAUCUAACCCCAAGGCGGGCAAGAGGGAAAAGGAUAAAAAGAACGAGGAUGAUGAAGUGCAAGCCAACGAAAAGGGGGAAUCCCAGCUGAAUGGCAAGUCAGAGAUUCAAAAGGAGUCAUCAAAUGAGGAGCCCCUAAAACCAGAAAAGCAGGCCAUCGAAGCGGAUAAUCCAACAGAUGAAGGCAUCAAGGCAAACACUGCCCAACAAACUCAGGCUGAAGCAGCUAAUAAAUCACCACCAGCUCCAGCACAACCAGCACUAGUUGAAUCGCCAAAGACAGAUCCCGCACCCAAAGAAACGGAGGGAUUGGCCCGCUCCACACAUUCUUCCACAUCGACGGCACCGCCUGCUUCGAUGACCAGCGGCGAUGCAGAGGAAGCGGAUGAAGUUGUUGUGUCUGCAGUUAUUCCGACCACACCGCCUCCUCAACCACCGCCCACCAAGAGCUGUCUGUCUAGACAUAACUCCACACAUCAGUCAAUCAAGAAAAAGGUGAACAUCAGUAACCGGGCGGAGAUCAUUGAGCCAGAUCCAGUGCCCCUGCUUCUACUGGCCAGCCAGAAUCAGAAUUCCCUGCUGGACGAUGACGAGGUGUUCUCUGACUCACUGCCUCCGCCGAAACGGGAAAGCAUGUGUGCACCGUACAUCGAAGGGGAUGUCGUUUCGGAGACACUAUUCUUUGCCCACGGAUUGCCCUCCUGGUUCGACGACGAGCGACUCAAUGAGAUCGGCUGCAUCGAGCCACCGGUAACGCCGGUGGGACGCGACGAGUUGGAGCUGAAGCGCCAGCGUCUCUACACGGAGCUCCUGCGGGCUGCUCAUGCGGCUGUGGAGCACAGCGUGGCCGUGCGGGAUAACGAGCCGGAAGCCAAGCCUACGGCCGCUGUCGAGCAUUUGGAGAGCAUUUGCGAGCGUCUGGAGACCCUCGUCGACCGAUUGGAACGGACUUUAACAGCGCCUAUACCAAUUGAUUUGCCCACGCCCACACUCCCGCCUCCACCAGUUGAAGAAGAAGUUGAAGAAGCUCUUCCAGUUGUGAAAAAAGUAGACAAACCACAACCACCAUCUUUGCCGCCCAGCAACAACAUGAGUGUCAACGGAUUUGAGGACAUUGUAGCGGGUCCGCUAAGCCAAUAUCUAUCCCUAUCCGCCAAAAUUGGUGGUGAUGUUGCUCAGCAUGCGGAGCUCGUGAAGAGCGCUUUUGGCUUCCAACUGCAGUAUGUAACGCUGGCCACCCAGAUUGCUCAGCCAGCACAGCCCAAGCAGGCAGAGCUCCUUAAACCGACCUCGACGCAAAUCAGCGCCAUCCAGGACUUCCGCGAGAAGCAUCGUUCUUCGGCCUUGUUCAACCACCUGUCGGCCAUCAGUGAGAGCAUUCCCGCUUUGGGUUGGGUGUGCGUAGAGAAGACUCCUGGCCCCUAUGUCAAGGAGAUGAACGACGCCGGUCAGUUCUACACGAACCGUGUGCUUAAGGAGUGGAAGGAGAAGGAUGUCACGCAUGUGGAAUGGGCUCGCGCCUGGGUUCAGACUCUGACCGAACUGCAGGCCUACAUCCGCCAGUACCACACCACUGGAUUGGUUUGGUCCGGCAAGGGAGCUGCCCCCGCUGGUGGUGCCCCUCCACCACCGCCACCCGGCGGUCUGCCCCCACCACCACCGAUGCUGGAUCUGAGCGCCCUGAAGCUAGAGAGCGGCGGAGAUGAUCGCAGCGCUUUAUUCGCCCAGAUCAACCAGGGUGCCGAUAUUACCAAGGGCUUGAAGAAGGUCACUGGGGACAUGCAGACCCACAAAAAUCCUUCUCUGCGCACUGGACCGGCUCCGUUCAAAUCUCCGGCCCAAUCAGGAGGCAAUCAAACCGUUGCCGCCCCAUCGGUUGCACCUGCUAAGGCGCCCGUUUUCGAGCGCGAUGGCAAAAAGUGGAUCAUUGAGUACCAGAAGAACAACACUGGAUUGCUGGUUGAGAACGCCGAGAUGAACAAUGUGGUUUACGUCUUCCGUUGCGAGGGAUCCACGUUGACUGUCAAGGGCAAGGUGAACAACAUCGUGUUUGACUCGUGCAAGAAGUGCUCUCUGCUAUUCGACUCCGUGGUGGCCUCCGUGGAGUUUGUCAAUUGCCAGAGCGUCCAGAUGCAGGUGCUCGGAUCUGUACCAACCGUUUCGAUCGAUAAGACCGACGGUUGCCAGAUGUAUCUGUCUAAGGACUCGCUGGGUGUGGAGAUCGUCAACUCCAAGUCCUCAGAGAUGAACAUCCUCUUGCCCGACGACACCGGCGACUAUACCGAGUUGGCUUUACCGGAGCAGUAUAAGACCACCAUUGCCGGCAAGACCCUCAAGACUGUUUGCGUGGACAGCCUCGGCUAAUGCGGUCCCUCCUAGGGACAAUCCGUUGCUUUUCCAAUUAUCAUCAGCAGCAAGCAUUAGCCAGUGAGCAAUCAUAAUUGUAUUUAAUCUUAAGCGCAAAGUUUUCGUAAUUCAGAGAUUUUUAGAUCAAACUUUUCGUAAUAAUGAUGAUGUUGCCAAACUUUGCUAUCCUGGCUAGUGGAAAGUAUUUAUAUAAUUUAUUUCGAUGGAAAAGCGAUGGCCACAAAGCUGAACCCAAUGUAUUUAUAAAUCAAGAGUGUGUAAUGAAACUGAGCACGAAAUUCGAACUUUUUAAGCAGACUCUUUACUCGAUCAUCAGAAGUAACUCCUUUUUAUAUUCUAUUUAAAUAAAAUUUAAACAUUUUUUAUCAGAUAAA